CUUACAAAUAAACUGCAAAAAAGAAAAACAACUGUAAACAAUAUAUUGAGAAGCGAGAUGGUGUAUACGGGCUACGAUGGUUCUGCUUUGUACCCAGCUAUGGGCGGGCACAUGACCAUAUCGGGCGAGGCUUCGCCCAAUGAAGUGAGGAACCUCCUGGACUAUGGGGUGCUUAUAAAGCAUCCUCUGGAGCACACCUGGACGGUGUGGCAUUGGGAGAAUGAUCGCUCAAAGAACUGGAGCGAUAUGCUUAAUGAAGUGACAAGCUUCAAUACGGUUGAAGAUUUCUUUACUGUGUACUAUUUUAUCAAGCCACCAUCUCAGCUAAGCGUCUUCAACGAUUAUAUGGUAUUCAAGCAGGGAGUGCGUCCCAUGUGGGAGGAUGAUAUUAACAAAGAUGGCGGCCGUUGGAUUAUAAUGUUGGACAAAAACACCAAGGCCAUGAAUGACAAGUUGUGGCAGGAUUUGCUUUUGUGCAGCAUUGGCGAGUGCUUCCAACACUCGAAUGAGAUCAACGGUGUUGUCAUCAAUGUGCGCAACAAGGCCAACAAGUUGUCUCUCUGGACCAGAAACUCGGCUAAUGCUCACGCUGUGCUGACCCUGGGCCAGCAGUUAAAGGGACUGCUAAAAUUGACCAACGUUGAGAUACAGUACCAGGCCCACAAGGAUGCCAUGGUCCAGCAUGGACCUAAUUUUAAUGCAAUGUAUAAGUUGUAAACGCCCCACUUCAAGCUCCCACAAAAACGCCACAUAGUUAUACUAGUAUACACCUCCAAGAUCCUCUCGAGAUCGUUGUCGUAAAUGCACAGUUCAUUUUGUGUCGGAAAUGUGCAUCUACGAUCGACUCGGAGCCACGAUUACACCGAUACCAGUCCACAGCACACAUCACAUGACAGCGAAACUCCUCUGCACUUGAGUUAUGGUAUAUUGAUAUCCUCAAUAAAGUAUUGCAUGUA
Molecule: messenger RNA, 956 nt
Organism: Drosophila persimilis
Lineage: Eukaryota; Metazoa; Arthropoda; Insecta; Diptera; Drosophilidae
Product: eukaryotic translation initiation factor 4E1
Exons: 5
Coding region: 58-717 (219 amino acids)
Biological process (GO): translational initiation
Cellular component (GO): cytoplasm; eukaryotic translation initiation factor 4F complex
Molecular function (GO): translation initiation factor activity; RNA 7-methylguanosine cap binding
Source: RefSeq, a predicted model, not a curated record